UUUCAUGUGGAGAGCCAGGUGAAUUAAGCACUAGGUGUGUAUGGCUAGAAUGGUGCGUAUAUAUGUGAAUCACUGAAUGUGUGUAUACACCUGUGCUUGUAUUUAUGUAUUUUAUGUGUAAUUACACUCGUGGACAAUUAAGUUCCAGUAUGCAGUAUUUUAUUUAACCAGGUGAGAACCCAAAGAGACCAGGUUGAAUCUAAUUUGCAAGGGUGACCUGGGUCACCAAAAGGACAAAAGCCAGAACAAAGCAAAGAAGACGUAAAAGCAAUCGGAACAAAACACACAAGGGUUUGAAAAUAAUUCAACUAGAAAUGAACGUUAAAUACCAAAGCUAAAUAUAAAAUCCCUGCAGCGCAAAUCGUAUCUGGUAGGUUACUUCCAGAGUCAUCAUAGCACAAGUUACAAAUCUAAGGUACAGAAAAAAAUAAACAGAGGUUUGCAAUAUCAAGUAAACAAAGAUAUAUCACUAAAGCAAUUCCAAGUGAAGUGUCAUAAAUAAUCGACUGAAAUAUUUCCCUGUAAAUAAAGCACCUGCAAAACUCCACCUGUGUUGGCACAGCAUUAUGUUCAACCGUAACGGUGGAAUAACAUGGAGCGACUGCUCGAACGUAAUUUGUACAGAAUGGGGGCACCUCUGUAGAUAAGAGCACGAACCAAAUCACCUGAAGAUGAAGCACCUGUGCCGACAGCACCUGCAACAGAGGGCGGUUUCUCGUCUGCUUAUUUAGACGGGGGCACGUGUCCCAAUUACAUGCGAGCACAAGGCACGUGCCCCACCCUCUCUCUCUGUGCCAGCACAGAAAGACGGCACACGGUUGUCGGUGCCAUCAUAUCAGCACCGAACUGCACGACACACGUGAGACGCCAGUGCGCCCUGUGCAAAAAGAAGACGACCAUCCCCCCCUCCUCCUCCUCCCCAACACGCAGCGAAGAAGAGGUAGUCAUGAGCACGGCCUCCAGUGACGUCAACGCGACCUCUUCGCGUGCAGCUGGGGCCACGGACGCGUGCCUGCUGAUGGUGGGCAGACUCGGGUGGUGUCAGGAGGUGGCGUGGCGCGUGCAGAACGCGCUGCCGCUCGGGACGCAGUCGCCUCGGCUGGAGUGGAGCGAGGCUCUGGGAGCACCGCAACUGUGCGCCCGCCACCCCUUCGCUCUGCUGCUGCUGGAGCUGGCGUCGCGGGGACAGGCGCGCCACGCCGCGCUCCACGUGUCCUGCUUCGUCAGAUAUGACAGCAAGAUAAACGAGAAGACACCAAUUAUUGCAGUUCAAAGGUCAAAUUGUACAGAGAAUUUGUCUGCAUUCGGCAUUGAUGACACCGUUGAGUGUCCAUUAACGCAGCAGGCAAUACAGAGGAUCCUCACAAAGUGGACCUCGCUUGCGCUAUGGGAUAGCUUCCAGCAAAUCCCUCCGGCUAUCCAAAACACUGGCCCCAGCCAAGGCAACUCCACGGAUAACAAAUCGAUAAGAAUGACAACUCCACAACAGCCAAGCUUGGAAGGGGUUUGCAAGGCCACGAAGGAAGGUGGUGGUGUUCAGGAUUCUGGACAGACCCAGGUUGUGCUGGAGAAAGCUCGGGCUGAUCUGGUAGUGCGGGCAUACUGCAAGCACAGCACUGCCCUGGUCAGGCACUCGGUGAAGGAGCGCCAACGCAGGGGGCGAAUCAAGCAUUGCUGCCUCAACAUGAACAGCCUGCUGCCUCUGAACCCCAGAAAGAGACCCGAUAUGGCCUCUGUGUUGGAAGCCGCCGUCUCCUACUUGCACCUUGUCCUACCCCUGGUCUCGGCCCAGCACAUGCAGCAGUUUGCUGAUUACCUGCAGAGCAAUAAGAACUACCACCGGGUGAGCAAGCUGCCAAAGGCACAAAAGGACCUGUGGCCCAAGAGCAUUCAUGCACUGCAGCCGGCCCUGCCAUCAAGGGCAGAGAAACCCAGCAAGCAGUUUCCUGGAGGAGCUCAACCUGGUGAUGAGAUGGACGCGAGGCCAAGUCACGAGACUCAAAGUUUGUGUGGUGGUCCUGUGGUAUUGCUGCCUGAGCCACCAAUUGCCCACACUUCAAUGGCCCCACCGCCCUCUCACAGAGACGUCUACAAACCAACCAGCAUCAAGCUAAUUCAGCCAAGACCAAUUAUUCAUCAGACGAUGAAUCCCACGAUGGAAGCAGAGCCAUCGCGUUGGCACUCGCAUCCCAUGCCUUACAAGGCAAGGCCCAUUCCGGGCUCCACCACCUGCACCCACCUCCAAGCAAAACACUUAUCGUACGACUCGGAGGUGUCUGCCUUCGUGCCGGUCUCCUCGGCAGCUCGCAGGGAGUCUACGGCGACUGCGGUGGCGAUGUCAUCGUACGCGCCAUUUCUGCCACGCGACGUUGGGCGCGCAGUGACACCGUCCUGCUUAACAUCUUCAUCGUUGUCCUCCGCCGUUCCUUCGGUCGGUUUUUAUGCCCCGGCACCAAACGAGGUGCUCCGCAUGCAGCGAGAGUCGCCUUUCAAUGUGCAUUUCGGCCUCUCUACCCUGAGACACCUUAAUUCCGCUGGGGCGGUGAGCAUGGAGCCUGCAACCCUGGUACCUGCCUGCUCAUGCAAGCUACACAUCUCUCAGAGCCAGGCAAAUGUGGCCUCUGCGGCGAGAGGAAUCGCUCCACUCGUCUGUGGUCAGAGCUAUGAAACCAUGAACGACUACCAACAGGCAGGGUUGCCUGUCAAGGGGGACGCACGAGGCGAGGGGCCCCUGAACUACACGAUACACAACCUUCAGGUGGGCCCUGGGCUGUCCAGGAUGCCCAGCACAACUCCCCAGCAGCUGCAGUGCCCAGAUGGCUCGUCGUCCAUUCUGCCCACGGGCGGCCACGCCACGCUGCUCGACCCUCAGCGAAGCCAGGGUAGAGGCGGCGGGGCAGGCCCAAGCAGCAGUCACCUAGAGUGGGACCAUGAGGAGUUCAUCAUGAAGCUGCUGUACUCUGAAUGAAAGUGACGUCGAUUUGCCCAGGAGUUCCACGGGGCCAGAGUGGUGAGACUCUGGAUCAGUCAGUGGGCAGGGGUAGUGGCCCUUAUGCAGUACGUCAGGUUGUGUUUAGCCCACAGCUUGUGUGUACUGCGUGGCUGUCCGUCUUAGGCCCAGUGUGCUUUUGUCGGGUGCUACAGUGAAAUAUUAUGAUCCUUUACAUUUAUAGGAAGACGAAACCAAACAACAGCUAUAAAAUUACAGCUAAACACAAUCUUUGUGCUCCAGUGUGUCACUAUGGCAUGACUGUUGUACUGUUAAAUAGUGAUAUUGGUAUAGCACUGGCUGCAUUCCUGAAAGUUACUUUAAAGUUUUUCACCAGUGCAGCUUGGGGAUUCUUGUCAUACAGCCCAAAAAAGACCACAAAAGGCUUUGUAACUAUUUGUUUUUAGGUGGCUUUUUUCUACAUGGGCGAGUUCAUAAACACCGACCGUUUCUUGAAAGCAGAGCGAAGUGACCAAAAACGAGGGUCACUUUGGCCUGUACUGCAGAAUUUGAGCUGCUUUGUUCUGUAAAGGUCACAGGGACUACGAAGGUUGAGUGUCCCUUGACCACCAAAGUAGAUGUUUUUCUUUCUUCUUCGUAUGUAUUUGAAAAGAGGUCUUGUUAUAAUAGAAGAAUGUUUGUUGACUUGAGAGCUGGAUGGUGGGGGCCUUCAAAACCGAAGUUUAACAGUUACUGGAUUCAUUGAGCACUUGACUGAGCACUUGACUGAGUAAUCAUCAUUUGGGGUGGAUGCAGUGGGGGCCUAGGCCACAUUUCUUUUGUUGCGAUUCCAUUUUCUUGUUGAGCAAGUGGCAACACUGUAACAUUUGCAUAAACAAUGUUACAAUUCAUGUUGAUUUGUUUAUUGUAUUGUAUAGAAGCACAGACGAAAUAGUACAGUUUCUAACUUUACCUCAUCAGAAAUCUCAAUAUGUAAUAUUUUUUUUGAAAUUGCCAAAAGCCUUUAAGUGAUGCUGUUACAUGAUUUGUCAAGGAAUGUACAUGUGAUGAUUUUCGCAUCAUGAUAAAAAGGGAAUAUUAACCUCA
Molecule: messenger RNA, 4036 nt
Organism: Petromyzon marinus (sea lamprey)
Lineage: Eukaryota; Metazoa; Chordata; Hyperoartia; Petromyzontiformes; Petromyzontidae
Gene: SOHLH2
Product: spermatogenesis and oogenesis specific basic helix-loop-helix 2
Biological process (GO): regulation of DNA-templated transcription; spermatogenesis
Cellular component (GO): nucleus
Molecular function (GO): protein dimerization activity; RNA polymerase II cis-regulatory region sequence-specific DNA binding; DNA-binding transcription factor activity, RNA polymerase II-specific
Source: RefSeq, a predicted model, not a curated record